This is a messenger RNA of Drosophila serrata, 1212 nucleotides long. RefSeq names its product F-box-like/WD repeat-containing protein ebi. Gene Ontology annotation, molecular function: transcription corepressor activity; protein binding. Lineage: Eukaryota; Metazoa; Arthropoda; Insecta; Diptera; Drosophilidae. Gene Ontology annotation, biological process: regulation of transcription by RNA polymerase II. Gene Ontology annotation, cellular component: histone deacetylase complex. The record is from RefSeq and is a predicted model, not a curated record.
GAUCGGCAUCGAUUAUUUUAUCAAAAACUAAUUUUGUCAUCUAAUCAUUUUUAUACGAAUGUAGUUUUGAUAGUUUAUUAAAUAAGUCAAAGAGUGUCUUUGUGAUCAUGGAGAUUCUGGAGGCCCGUGUGUUGCAAGGCCACAAGAGCGAUGUGUUCACCUGUGCCUGGAGUCCGAGCAGGGAUAACUUGGCCAGUGGCUCAGGAGACAGCACUGCCAGGAUAUGGGACAUGUCCGAUGCAGACACCAACUCCAAUCACCACGUCCUACGCCAUUGCAUCCAGGAAGGUGGCGUCGAGGUCUCCAGUAACAAGGAUGUAACGUCCCUGGACUGGAACUGCGAUGGUUCCCUGCUAGCGACUGGAGGUCAUGAUGGAUUAGCCAGGAUUUGGAAGGCAGACGGUCAACUCGUCUCCACUUUAAGUCAACACAACGGUCCCAUCUUCGCGUUGAAGUGGAACAAAGGCGGGAAGUACAUUCUCACCGCGGGCGUAGACAAGACAACGAUCAUCUGGGACGCAUCUAUCGGCCAGUGCACACAGCAGUUUGCUUUCCACAUUGGCCCCGUCCUGGAUAUUGACUGGCAGACAAAUGAAACUUUCGCAUCUUGCAGCACAGAUCAGCGGAUUCACAUCUGCCGGCUCGGAGUGAAGGAGCCAAUCAAGACCUUCAAGGGACACACAGAUGAGGUGAAUGCGAUCAAAUGGUGUCCACAGGGUCAGCUGCUGGCGUCUUGUUCCGACGACAUGACCAUUAAGAUCUGGAGUAUGGACAUAGAUAACUACUGCCACGAUUUGCGCGGGCACUCUAAACCCAUUUACACAAUUGAGUGGUCUACAAAUCUGAUCCUUGCCUCGGCCUCUUUUGACUCCACGGUGCGGCUUUGGGACGUGAAACAGGGCAGUUGUAUUCACACGCUGAGCAUGCACACUGAGCCAGUCUACUCGGUGGCCUUCACUCCAGAUGGCGAGUACUUGGCCUCCGGCAGCUUUGACAAGUUCGUGCACAUCUGGAGCACGCAGACUGGACAGCUCAUGCACAGCUACAAGGGCACUGGCGGUAUCUUCGAAGUCUGCUGGAACUCCAAGGGUACUAAGGUGGGAGCUGGUGCCACCGACGGCAGUAUUUUCGUCCUGGAUCUGGGGAGCAUCUGGCGGCGAAAACCACAUCACUAACUUCAUUAACGAUUAAAACCUAUUGACUCAAAGCAUC